This is a messenger RNA of Capsicum annuum, 585 nucleotides long. RefSeq lists its product as uncharacterized. The transcript has 3 exons. Lineage: Eukaryota; Viridiplantae; Streptophyta; Magnoliopsida; Solanales; Solanaceae. The record is from RefSeq and is a predicted model, not a curated record. Bases 1 to 585 code for a protein of 194 amino acids.
AUGGAGGAUUUUUUGAAACUCAAGCAGGGAAGGAUGUUUGUUAAGGAAUAUGCCUUGAAAUUUCACCAAUUUUCAAGGUUUGCUCCUAAUUUAGUGGCUGACAUACGGGCAAGAAUGAGGAAGUUGUCUUUUGGGUUGAAUCGAGAUUUAAUUUUGGAGAACAAGAUUGCCUUGUUGAAUAAAGAUAUGGAUAUAUCUAGGUUGACUAUUCAUAUGCUGCAAGUAGAGGAUAAAAAAAGAAAGCAGAUGGAGUUUGAAGAUCAACAAGGAUCAAUUGAUGAUUUUCAGGCUGACAGUGGAUUUAGGGCACAAGAUUCCCAGUCUCAGGACAGUGGAGCUUUGUCAGCCUCAUCUUAUCUCUCUUGUUGUUUUUGUGGGCAAAUGCAUCAUGGAGUAUGUGAUGAGGGAAGGAAUAUGUUCUUUAACUGUGGUCAACUUAGUCACAUGCAGUGGGAGUGUCCUUCAAAGGUCAUUUCUGGAGCUAAUAAAGUUCUAAUUGCUACUUCUUCAUAUCCAGCACCAAAGGGUGCUACUUCUAGUACCGAUACUGGCCAAAAUUGUCUGUAUGUUUUUGCAACCCUUUAG